AUGUCUAAUCGACCUACUCGUCGCCAAUUGAACGAAAUCGAUGCAUCGAAUGUUGAAUUUUGCGAAGUAUUAACAUCAUCGUAUACGCUCGAAGAAUUCUUUCCAAACGAUCCAUAUUUGGUGUCUAUAUUCAAGAAUUAUAGAAGUCGAAAGCUUAAUGAAUUGACUUUGUUUUGGUGUUUCGUCGUUAGCUUUAUGCAUUGGUCUUCAGAAACGAAAUUAUAUGAUAAAGAAACGGCCAACUAUACUACGGUGAAGCUUUAUGGAAUUCUUCGAGGGGAUUCAGUGUCACAUAAAUCUGGUUACAUCAAAUCGAUUCGAAAAGCAUUUGCUUUUAUUGAAAAUUAUUUUUCAUCGAAUUUUACUGAUUCGAAUAAUAAAUUCGUUUCAACUUGUCUUGAAAAUAUUACACCAGCAAAACUACUUGUUGAACUCGAAUCGUCAUCAGUAAGUACAGCUUUGGCAAUAUAUUNGUAUCGUCAGCCGAACGUCACGAUACGCUCAUUCUGA
Adineta ricciae is the source of this 510-nucleotide messenger RNA. The record is from the annotation of a GenBank genome assembly. Lineage: Eukaryota; Metazoa; Rotifera; Eurotatoria; Adinetida; Adinetidae.